Messenger RNA from Haliaeetus leucocephalus (bald eagle), 1071 nucleotides. RefSeq names its product melanocortin 1 receptor (alpha melanocyte stimulating hormone receptor) (gene MC1R). Gene Ontology annotation, cellular component: membrane. The transcript has a single exon. Bases 23 to 961 code for a protein of 312 amino acids. Gene Ontology annotation, biological process: G protein-coupled receptor signaling pathway. The record is from RefSeq and is a predicted model, not a curated record. Gene Ontology annotation, molecular function: melanocyte-stimulating hormone receptor activity. Lineage: Eukaryota; Metazoa; Chordata; Aves; Accipitriformes; Accipitridae.
CCCUGUGGCUGAGGUGGGGAUCAUGUCGAUGCUGGCCCCCCUGCGCCUGCUACGUGAGCCCUGGAAUGCCAGCGAGGGCAACCAGAGCAACACCGGGGCCGGCAGCGCCUGGUGCCAGGGGCUCAACAUUCCCAGCGAGCUCUUCCUCACGCUGGGACUGGUGAGCCUGGUGGAGAACCUGCUGGUGGUGGCUGCCAUCCUGAAGAACAGGAACCUGCACUCACCCACGUACUACUUCAUCUGCUGCCUGGCCAUCUCCGACAUGCUGGUGAGCGUCAGCAACCUGGCAGAGACACUCUUCAUGCUGCUGAUGGAGCACGGCGUGCUGGUGGUCGACACCAGCAUCAUCCGCCACAUGGACAACGUCAUCGACAUGCUCAUCUGCAGCUCCGUCGUGUCCUCCCUCUCCUUCCUGGGGGUCAUCGCCGUGGACCGCUACAUCACCAUCUUCUAUGCCCUGCGCUACCACAGCAUCAUGACGCUGCAACGGGCCAUGGUGACCAUGGCCAGCAUCUGGCUGACCAGCACCGUCUCCAGCACUGUCUUCAUCACCUACUGCCACAACAAUGCCAUCCUCCUCUGCCUCAUUGGCUUCUUCCUCUUCAUGCUGGUCCUCAUGCUGGUGCUCUACAUCCACAUGUUCGCCCUGGCCCGCCACCACCUCCGCAGCAUCUCCAGGCAGCAGAAGCAGCCCACCGUCUACCACGACAGCAGCCUGAAGGGAGCCAUCACGCUCACCAUCCUCCUGGGCGUCUUCUUCAUCUGCUGGGGGCCCUUCUUCUUCCACCUCAUCCUCAUUGUCACCUGUCCCACCAACCCCUUCUGCACCUGCUUCUUCAGCUACUUCAACCUCUUCCUCAUCCUCAUCAUCUGUAACUCGGUCAUCGACCCCCUCAUCUAUGCCUUCCGGAGCCAGGAGCUCCGGCGGACGCUGCGGGAGGUGGUCCGCUGCUCCUGGUAGGCAGCGGGACAUGGGUAACGGCACGGCCGUCCCUGCUGCGGGACGGACGGACAGACAGACGGACGGAUGGGACGGGACACGCCAUGGGGCAUCCCCUUCCGGCACCCCGA